AUGUUCACUCGUAGGUGCUAUCUGAUGCUUCAUCGACAAAAAGAGCAUGGGCUUUUGUUCAAACCAGUAUUUGAUCCGCAGGAAAUAGAAAAGGCUGAGAAAGAAGCAGACUUGGAGUUAGUGACUGAAAAGGAAGAUGGAACAGCAAACGAGUUUGGAAACGCUGACCAGAUUCUCGUCGAUCCCAUGACUAACAUGCUUGUUCAUGUCUCCGAAGAUGGCAUGGUACUCGAACCCUUAGCCGAACAACCCACAUUUGUUGGAGAAUUUGUUGAGGAAACUGGGGAGCCUGAAUUUGAAGAAGUUGGUGAAGAACCAAACGAGAAAUCACCUGUGUCCUAUACAUCUGCGGAUCACUCGAAGACUGUGCGCUACGUACCUUCAGACAUAGGCUUGGAUCUAGGCUCGUCUGAGGUUGUCGGCGUACCUUUACUCGAGGAAGAACUUGACCAAAAUGAUCAUAAUGUUGAUGGACAGGAUAUGCCCAUAUUGUUGGAAGAGAGGAAGCCAGUGAUUGCUGAGGAAGUGCUUGAGGAGAGGUCGGAGCAGCUUUUUCCCAAACAGCGAGUGGUAAAUAUCUUGAAGAGAAAACUGCCUGUGCGCUUGCCUCGUGAAUGA
Messenger RNA from Cylicostephanus goldi, 618 nucleotides. The record is from the annotation of a GenBank genome assembly. Lineage: Eukaryota; Metazoa; Nematoda; Chromadorea; Rhabditida; Strongylidae.